GUUUUAUUUGUACUGCGCGCCUGGAGAAAUAUGUGCAUGAAAAAAUAUGGUGGAAUCAAACAUUGCGUUACAACAAACACAUAUUGGUGUAUUGAGAUAAAUGCUCACAGUAUUGUAAACUAUAUCGUACUAUGUCGUGAUGAAAACUUACCAUAUUUGCCUGAAUUACUGCACAGCCAAACCUGUGAAAGCUUUUUUAGAACAACAAGGUCGUUUACAUCAACAGAGUCGACAGUAGUAAAUUUCACUAUGAAAGGAUUUGAAUCGAAGCUGAACAGAAUUCAAGCUAAGACAGAAAUUAUGCACGAUUCUACGAAUGGUUUUGAUUUUCCAAGAGUGCAAAGCAAUAAGACACCAAACGAUGCUCAAACGUUGCCUACGGAUGCUGAAAUAAGAAAAUGUAUUGAAGAAUCUAAAGCUCAAGCCACCGAUACAUUAUUGGCGUUUGGAAUAGAAAGAAGCGAUAUGAAUUUCAGCGAAAGUAUCAUUUUACGACCAAAUGCAUCGCACCGACGAUCGAACCGAGAAGUUGGCAAGUAUGAGUUCGUCGACGUUAACUCUUUAGAUCAGGACUUUGAAGAACACGACGAACAGAUCGAAUGCAGUGUAGAAAAUGCAGUUGGUAGCAUCGAAACCCGUAAUCCUCAUAACGAUUCAUCAGGAGAUGAAAUCUACGAUGCCGAAUUGAUAUUCUCGAACGUAUCCGACACUUUCGAUUUGGUUGAUUCCCGUUGUCCCAAUGAAAAGCAUUCAUUCAAAAUUAGGAAUAAAAAUGGAAAAAUAAUUCAUCUUAACAUUAGAACCUUUUUAUGGAUGUUGCAAGGCGAGCCUGAACGAUGCAGUGCAGAUAGAACCAAACGAUUUCAUGAAAAAGCAACUAAUACAAUUCUCCCUGUUUAUAAUGAAAAUGAAGUACGAAGUGUCAUACGAAGAGGCGAAUGGGUAGCUCUUCAGGAUGAAGAAAAUUUGAAGAUAGCUCAAGUACAUGGUUUUAAAUAUUUAUCCGGGAGAAGAUGCGGUUUCACCCUAGAUGAAUGUCCUGUUCAUCCUCCUAGUAGCAGCAGUUCCAAAGGUGUAGGCGUCACUGGAAAUUUCUACUCAGUAGAUGAGUAUUUAAUGUUACGAUUAGAUGAAUCCUUGAUUGGUGGUAAUAUCAACAUUGAAAAUUAUGUAUCACAUGUGAAAAAUCCUAUUCAUAAUGGUACGUGUUGGGUAUUUUCAUCUAAAGCGUUGCAUCACCUCCAAUCUGUUAAGGCCAAUUCAAACUCAUCCUGUACACCAGCGAAUGAUUCGGAGGCUAGCAAAUAAGAGUUAGUAAUGCAACUAACCGAAGUCAGCUGCAAACUACUGCCGGAAACCCUCUCAAUCACAGCUCAUAAAAAAUAACACUUUUUUUUCGUUUACUAUAUAGUAUGAAAUUGUAUCUGUAAUAUUUGCGAUUGUCAAUAAUGUUAAAUGUAUUCUAAAAAACACUAAUAUUCACUCUUGGUUUGGCAAUAAACAUUUUUAAAUGAUACUACA
Molecule: messenger RNA, 1521 nt
Organism: Armigeres subalbatus
Lineage: Eukaryota; Metazoa; Arthropoda; Insecta; Diptera; Culicidae
Exons: 2
Coding region: 31-1308 (425 amino acids)
Source: RefSeq, a predicted model, not a curated record